GUUGCCAAAGGACUAGCUACACAAUGAUAACGAGAAGGUGCAGGUGUUUUCCCCGCGACUGACAUAGUUAUUGGUGCCACAACAGGUCGCAUAAAAUGUCUAACAACUAGCACGAGGGCUCAGCCACCACACGUCACUUAAUUGUGCCAAUGCUAUGUUAAAGCAAGGACUUCCCCUCACACUGAGACUCGUCCACAGCGCGCGCCUUUUCUCCGCCUAGAGUAACGCGCGCCAGUAUUGCGCAGUAACGAGCAUAAUUUCAAAUAUUAAUAUUCUGACUGCUACUGCUUCGUACACUAUCCUACCUAAAGUAUUGCAGUAGGAGACUGCCUAGGAUGUUAGGGUUUAUUCGAAAUGUGCGAACCCGCUGUUGGAUCGAAGAAAAUACCAAAACCGAGGUUGCAACGUCAGCUGGUCUGCCUACACUGCGCCGCUCGCCUCGUGCGCCCCCACCCUUCUCUUCUUCUCGUCCAAGAUGGCGGCCGCCUCGCGGACAGAGCUCGGAGCCAGAGCCUACCCUUCGAUUAGCGAUGAAUGGUGACGCCAGGACUGCAUCGCCAGUCCGCGCCGCCACGGCCGUCAAGAGGCCCCCCUGCGACGACGGCUGCAGCGACGUCGACGAGCGCCAGCCUUCGUCGGCGAGCGGCAGCGGUGGCCCGGCCGCCAACAAGCGGCGCGCAGCCGCCGCGAUCGAGGUGAGUCGCUUUUGGAACGAGCCGACCUCGACGCCGCGGCUGAGCCGUCGCUUCUACGGCGUCGACUGCCAGGUGCUUGCCAAGCGACUUCUGGGCAAGAUCCUAGUGCGCCGACUGGCCGACGGCACGGUGCUCAAGUGCCGCGUCGUCGAGACCGAGUGCUACCUAGGCUGCGACGACCAGGCUUCGCACUCGUACAACGGCCGGCGCACCGAGCGCAACGAGCCCAUGUUCAUGGACCCGGGCACGGCGUACGUGUACGUGGCGUACGGCAUGUAUCACUGCUUCAACAUCUCCAGCGAGGGCGAUGGUGCCGCGGUGUUGCUGCGCAGCGCGGUGCCCCUCCAGGGCGUCGACCUGAUGCGGCGCCUGCGCGGCGCUCGCCGCAAGGAUGCCGGGCGCAAGCUCAAGCUGUUCGAACUGUGUAACGGGCCCUCCAAGCUGUGCCUCGCCAUGAACAUCACCAAGGAUACCCUGAACAAGGAGUUUCUACCCGACAGCCAGGCGCUGUGGCUGGAGCGAGACGGCGAGGAUGACGUGCCGUCAGAGGAGAUCGUCGUUUCGCGCCGGGUCGGCAUCGAAGGCGCAGGCCGUGAGUCGGCGGCCAAACCGCUGCGCUUCUACCUGAGAGACUGCGACUGCGUCAGUGUCAGGGACAGGGUGGCUGAGACACGGGCAGCAGGCGCCGUCGCACAGCAGGAGCAGGUCGUCGCGGCGCUACAGCCGCCCGUCCCCUAGCUGCCGCACAUUUACUAGGACGUGUUUUUUCACGGACCCACGGCGACGAAAUGUGUGGCCAGCAGUGAUCUCCCACACCACCACGCCCCGAUUCGCGUCGCUCCGAUGUAGGUGCUGAUACUUUUUUUUCUAAGUGCGUCCGUGUAUGUAAUGGGUCGUUGAUCGACUGCACGGAAGACGCCGCCGAGAUCGACCGCCUCCGAGCGAACAGAUUGCUUUAGAGAGGACUACACCCCAGCUGCUUUUCCCGUUCGGUUAUUGUUACGGCUCCUACGCCUGCCGGUAAAUUUGUACGCUCACGAAAAACUUCAGAUACAACAACAUCAGUAUCUCUACCUCCGCUUUUAACCAAAUGCCUAGGCAGGCGUCUUUUUGCUUCUUUGAUUUUCCACCCCUGUUGUUGCUACGUUCCGCGAUCCCUCCCCCACAGCCGCCUCUGCGAGUCAACCUUGUUUGUUGUUGUGUGUGUGUGUGUGUGUGCGCGUGUGUGUGUGUGUGUUGCGCAUUGAGCGAGAUCUGCGCAUGCACCUGUCGUCAACUGGUGAAGAAGCCGGUGUUACGCGAUUAGAAAAAUAAAGUGACUCUUGCAUUUGGU
Rhipicephalus microplus (southern cattle tick) is the source of this 2028-nucleotide messenger RNA. RefSeq lists its product as uncharacterized. NCBI's taxonomy places the organism in Eukaryota, Metazoa, Arthropoda, Arachnida, Ixodida, Ixodidae. The record is from RefSeq and is a predicted model, not a curated record. Gene Ontology annotation, biological process: base-excision repair. Gene Ontology annotation, molecular function: alkylbase DNA N-glycosylase activity; DNA binding.